GUUGGAUGCUGAAUCUGGCACAAGUCCAAACAACGGAUGCACUUUACACCAAUGAGAGCAUCCAUUUCAUCAAUCGGUCCCCCAUAUGGCACUAAGGCCCCUCCUCCAGGCUCUAUCCCGGCAGAGGGUCUCAUUCAUGCUUCAAGACAGUGGUUCACUGCAAGCGUCCUGGUCCCUCGGAACUACUGUUUUAAUCCGAUCUGGCCUCGUGACAAAGGAAGACUUUCCACACAUAGACAUUUAAACAUUAUCCUGGAACGGACUCGCUCUGAAGUGUCUGAGGAGUCGAGCCCAAUGAGCAGGUGAUCGUUUGCGCUCGAACUGAUGCUGGAGAAUUGAUCCUGGACAAUGAUUGCAAUCAGUGAGGGGAUAUAUUUACAAUCAUCGUUUUACCCUUAAAAGAGAGUCUGUCAGGAUUUUUAACUUGUCACCCCCUGAGAACGUCACAGAGCGCCAGCUGUUCAUUUCUCAAAAUUUCUGCUUUCGUGCGGAGCUCUGGAGGAGCGCAGCGUCUCGGGGUGGACCUUUUGUUGUUUGCCGAAGUGCUUUAGUUCUCAGAGUCAGCAGUUCGUUUUUUAAGUUCAAUAAAGUGUCCUAGACGAUCAGGACAGGGCUUAAAUGUUCGGCAUCCAGGAGCAUUUGAUACGAGAAGUGAGCGGAUCGAAAGAAAGAAGUCUCGCAGAGGAGAUGGAUCCAGUCCGGUCGUGGGUGCGUAAUGUAGGUGUCGUGGAUGCGAACGUCGCGGCGCAAAGUGGAGUAGCUCUGUCCAGGGCUCAUUUUGAGAAGCAGCCGCCCUCCAAUCUCCGCAAGUCCAACUUCUUCCACUUUGUCCUGGCUCUUUACGACAGACACGGCCAACCUGUGGAGGUGGAGAGGACUGCGUUUGUUGACUUUGUUGAACAUGAAAAGACGGGCGAAAAGACCAACAACGGCACUCACUACAAGCUCCAGCUUCUCUACAGCAACGGCGUUCGUACGGAACAAGAUCUUUACGCGCGACUUAUUGACUCCGUCACCAAACAGCCCAUAUCAUAUGAGGGACAGAACAAGAAUCCGGAAAUGUGCAGAGUUCUGCUCACACACGAGGUGAUGUGCAGCCGCUGCUGCGAGAAGAAAAGUUGUGGCAACCGAAACGAGACCCCCUCCGACCCAGUCAUCAUCGACAGGUUCUUUUUGAAAUUCUUCCUGAAAUGCAACCAGAAUUGUCUAAAGACGGCGGGAAACCCGAGGGACAUGAGGAGAUUUCAGGUGGUCCUGUCCAGCACCGUGAGCGUGGACGGCCACGUCUUAGCCGUGUCCGACAACAUGUUCGUCCACAACAACUCCAAACACGGGCGCCGGGCUCGCAGGCUGGAGCCGGGCGAGUCCGUGGAGAACACCAUGGAGUAUGCUACUCCCUGUAUCAAAGCCAUCAGUCCCAGCGAGGGCUGGACCACCGGUGGGGCCAUGGUCAUUGUCAUUGGGGAGAAUUUCUUUGACGGGCUGCAGGUGGUGUUUGGCAGCAUGCUGGUGUGGAGUGAGCUGAUCACGCCGCACGCUAUCCGUGUCCAGACGCCUCCUCGGCACAUCCCUGGGGUCGUGGAGGUCACACUGUCUUAUAAGUCCAAACAGUUCUGCAAAGGGGCUCCUGGGCGCUUCAUCUACACAGCCCUUAAUGAACCAACUAUAGAUUAUGGUUUCCAACGUCUUCAGAAGGUCAUUCCUCGACAUCCUGGUGACCCAGAGAAACUAGCCAAGGAGAUCCUUUUGAAAAGAGCAGCAGACCUUGUGGAGGCUCUGUAUGGAAAUCCCCACAGUAAUCAGGACAUGCUCCUGAAGCGCGCCGCUGACAUCGCUGAGGCCCUGUACAGUGUCCCCCGUCCCCACAGUCAGCUGCAGGCUCUGCCCAGCUCUCCAGCCCACGGCAGCGUCAUGGGCCUGGGCUCCUACCCGUCGCAGCUGGGCGUUAGCAUUGGGGAGCCAGGCCAAAGCAGCCAAGGUUACAUUCGAAACUCCAGCAGUUUGUCCCCGAGAGGCUACCCCUCAGCCUCCACUCCCCAGCAGUCAGGCUAUGGCAGCAGUGGUGGGAUGACUGGAGGCUAUGGAACAGUUCCCAUGACCAGUCUGGGAGUUCCUGGUUCUCCUGGUUUUAGCAGCGCCUCCCCUACGAGUUCCCCCUACAUAAUGCCCUCCAGUCCCACUAUACCCGGGAGCUCCAGCUCCUCAUCGUCCCUCUUGCCCUUCUCCUCCUUCCCUUCUGCUGCCAAACAGAAGAGUGCUUUUGCUCCUGUGCUCAGGCCUCAGGGUUCCCCCUCUCCUGCCUGCCCCGCUUCAGGGGGGAACAGCUUCAGAGGUAGCCACCCGACUCACUAUCUGACCCCCCUGUCUGAACUCACGAAUGCAGUCUAACCCGUACUACUAACCCCUCCAAAGCUAUGACUGAAAGACGAAAAGCUGGAUGUACAAUAAUGCAAGACCUAAUUGAUUAGUAUGAUAGAUUUUGUAUAUUUUUUCUCUCCAGCGAUGACGGGCCUGGUUGUUCCCCCGAUGUAGCAAAGCACCCACCCCAGUCUACCCCAGACCACUGCUUCAAUUAGCCCACCUUUUGGCACUGUGAGGGCAGGGAGAAUGGAAAAUUGAUCACUAGUGACCACAUAUAUCUUUUCUCCCCGAGCGUCCUGCGGUUACUUAGUCCCCCUUUCACCCAGGUGGACGAACAGGAGCAAAAUGUCCAAAGACCAGCCAUCUACCCCAGGGGCAGGAGAUUACUCCACCACAAGCAUAGACAGGCCAUGCUCCAAACAGCGUGAGACUGGACCCUAUACAGCACUGAGUGUGCAAUGAAGGAUCUGUAUUUUUAAAAAGAAAACAGAAAACUGGUCCUAGUUUCACCUCGACUUCCAGCAGCACCUUGUGCUGACCUCUGGCCCAGCAUCACAUGCAGUACCCGAUACUGUCAACACCUGCCCAGAACCAGGCCAGAGGAGCACAGGAUGCAUGUGAGAGCACUCGGACGACGGACAACUCCUAAAACAUGUUGCAUCUCUGAAACACAGGAUGCUGUUUUGUCUGUGUGGACACCUUAUACGGCAUGUGUGUACACUGUCUGUGAGUUAGCGAGAGAUUUUUUCGUAGUAGACUUUUUGAGGACAAUUUACAUUCCAGAAAAAUAGACUCUUUAUUUUUUGUUCUGAUGUCAGUUUUACAAGGGAGACGUCUUUGUCUUAAGGGUUAUUACUAAAGGAAUUCAUAUAUUGAUUUAUUUAAGAACAAGCAAUUUAACUUAUUAUAGUUAGUUUAGGGAAUAAUAUAAACAUGUUUUUAUAAAGUGGCCCUUUUUCCAACUGUUACUGAAAUGACGUUAUUGCAACAAUUGCUAAUUAAUUUGCUUAAUCCUCCGAAUGGAUUUGGGUUGAAAUGUCUCGAGUUAACCAGUUUCUGCGUAACAUUUUGAUGUUAAGCUCACGGUUAAAGAAGGUUAUUGUCCUUGUGUAAAGGAAACAUGUUAGUUAGCCUUAUGCGUUAUCAUUUUCCUUAUAAUGCAUGUUUUGUCACACCAGUGCCCUGAAAGUAUAUCAUCCCACAUAGUGAGUUUCAAUUUAUGAGUAUAACUUUUCUAUCAUUUGAAAUGUGCCAACCCAGUACAGGUCUCUAGUCACUAUGCAGUAUAGCAAACGAAAGCACAACUGCUCAACAGGGAAGAACAGGGCGUUUUACUGUAUCCAUCCAUAUCACGCUUUUCGUAUUCAGCGACUUUUCUCAUCACAGAUAAAACUUCAUUCUCAGGACAUGGAAGUAAAGAAACACAAAGAGUAGAAGACAUUUGCAAUUUGUUUUAGACGUUUGCUUAAUUUUAUUUAUUUAAAAUAUAUUAGCAAUUUUAUAUUAUGUUUUUAAAGCCAUCUUUCUUUGAAACGGUACAAAAAAUGGUGCAAAUGUGAUUUGUAUAUCUCAAGGUGUAAUUAUAUUUUGUGCUCCGAAUAAAACAAAUGGGAAAAAAAAG
This is a messenger RNA of Betta splendens (Siamese fighting fish), 3982 nucleotides long. RefSeq names its product EBF transcription factor 2 (gene ebf2). Gene Ontology annotation, molecular function: RNA polymerase II cis-regulatory region sequence-specific DNA binding; DNA-binding transcription factor activity, RNA polymerase II-specific. NCBI's taxonomy places the organism in Eukaryota, Metazoa, Chordata, Actinopteri, Anabantiformes, Osphronemidae. The coding region runs from base 619 to 2388 and encodes 589 amino acids. The record is from RefSeq and is a predicted model, not a curated record. Gene Ontology annotation, biological process: regulation of transcription by RNA polymerase II. The transcript has 15 exons.